This is a messenger RNA of Acanthosepion pharaonis, 1191 nucleotides long. Lineage: Eukaryota; Metazoa; Mollusca; Cephalopoda; Sepiida; Sepiidae. The record is from the annotation of a GenBank genome assembly.
AUGCAUAUAGUGACAUGUGCUGCCCCGGUGAAUAUUGCCAUUGUAAAAUACUGGGGCAAACGGGAUGAGACGCUAAUGCUUCCAUUGAAUUCCUCUCUUAGUGUAACGCUAAAUCCAGUUCAGCUGCGUGCAAAGACCACGGUAGCCAUAAGUAGAGAAUUUGACAAGUCCCGCAUGUGGUUGAAUUCAGUAGAACAAAACAUUGACAAUCCAAGGCUUCAGAAUGUUUUUCGAGAGAUCAAACAGCGAGCUUAUCGAUGUCAUAGUGAAAAGAAUAAUUGUGGUAAUAGAGAGGACAUGUUGAAUUGGCACAUUCACAUAUGUUCUGAAAACAAUUUCCCAACUUCAGCAGGACUUGCUUCUUCUGCAGCUGGUUAUUCAUGUUUAGUUUCAGCUUUGGCUUAUUUGUUUGGAGUUGAUGGAGAAAUUUCAGACAUUGCAAGACUUGGUUCAGGCAGUGCAUGCCGUAGCAUGUAUGGUGGUUUUGUUGAGUGGGACAUGGGACGUUGCAAUGAUGGCUCUGAUUCUGUUGCCCGACCUGUAGCCUCGAAUGAACACUGGCCAGAGUUGCGGGCUUUGAUUUUGGUUGUUACUGAUGACAAUAAGAAAACAAAAAGUACUGAAGGCAUGCAGAAAAGUGUUAAUACAAGUGAACUGCUUAAAACAAGAGUUGAACGAAUUGUGCCACACAGAAUCAAUGAGAUUAAAGAAGCAAUCAGAGAUAAGGAUUUCGAUAGAUUUGCAGAAAUUACUAUGAAGGAGAGCAAUCAGUUACAUGCCGUUUGCUUGGAUACAUUUCCUCCAAUUGAAUAUUUGACGGAAGUUUCGCGCAGAAUCAUGAAUUUGGUACACCGUUUUAAUAAACUCUGUGGUCGGACUAAGGUUGCCUAUACAUUUGAUGCAGGUCCAAAUGCUUGUCUUUUCUUACUGGAGGAAGAUGUUCCUCGAGUGCUCUCUUUAAUUCGUCACUUCUUCCGUCCUGUCAACAGUUGCUUUGAGUCAUUCAUUCAUGGCUUACCAAUUGAAGUCCCACGAGUGACAACGGAUGAUGUUCUUACAAUUUCCAUGGGAAUCAUGCCAGAUACAAUUCAAUAUGUAAUCUAUACUAAUGUUGGAUGCGGUCCUCAGAGGUUGGAUGACUGUGACCAUUCACUCCUGGAUGAAAAAGGUUUUCCUAAGCGCUGUAGAUGA